This is a messenger RNA of Didymodactylos carnosus, 807 nucleotides long. NCBI's taxonomy places the organism in Eukaryota, Metazoa, Rotifera, Eurotatoria, Philodinida, Philodinidae. The record is from the annotation of a GenBank genome assembly.
AUGGGUGAUUCAUGUUGUAAUCCACUAUCGAUUGGAUCAAUUAUUAAAUUAAUUGAAAAAACUAUUACACCAUCACCGUAUAUUUUAUCUCUUAGAAUUGGGAAUAAUAUCGUAGAAGAUACAUCCAAUGGAUUUUUUAUGAAUAUAAAUCAUCAAAUUGAUUAUGUUUGUAAAAAACUAGAAGCAAAUAAAAAUCUAUCACAAGGUUAUCAUUCAUUAGGCUUUUCACAAGGCGGCCAGUUUUUUCGGGCAGUAGCUCAACGAUGUCCAAAUCCACCAAUGUUAAAUCUGAUUUCAAUUGGUGGUCAACAUCAAGGAGUUUUUGGUUUUCCAAGAUGUCCUGGAGACAAUGUCACAGUUUGUAACUAUAUCCGUGAUCUUUUACGGUUUGGUGCAUAUGAAACAAUAAUCCAAGACCAUCUUGUUCAAGCUGAAUAUUGGCAUGAUCCUCAUCAAGAAGAAGAAUAUCGUAAGAAGAGCAUAUUUCUAGCUGAUAUAAAUCAAGAAGGAACGUUUAAUGAACUGUAUAAAACAAAUUUAUUAAAAAUACGAAAUAUGAUAUUAGUCAAAUUUUUGAAAGAUACAAUGGUUGAACCCCACGAAUCAGAAUGGUUUGGAUUCUAUAAACAAGGUGACACAUCAACAAUAAUCGAUUUGAAAGAUAGUGAUUUAUACAAAAAUGAUUUACUUGGACUUAAACAACUGGAUGAACAACAACGUCUAAAAUUUAUCGAAUCAAAUACGGAUCAUUUGCAAUUUACAGAUGCUUGGUUCAUUGAAAAUAUCAUUCCAUAUUUGAUAGGAUAA